UUUUUGUAGAAUUAAUAUCCAAAUGAAAAAUAUAAAGGAAUUAUUAAUGAAAUAUUGUAAAUAUUCUAACUAAAUCCUUGAUGUUAAAGAAGAAUAAAGAAAGCUUAAAAGAAGAUAAGAUAGAGCCUUUAGAUGGUGAAAUAUAUGAGGUGGAGAGAAUAUGUGAAGAAUUUAUCCAGGAAGAUGGAAAUAUUCUUUAUAGGAUAUCAUGGAAGGGUUAUUCAGAGGAUUUUGAUACAUGGGAGCCAAUUGAGAAUCUGAUUGAUUGUGAAAAUGCUCUUGAAGAUUGGAAUAGACUUAAAAAUUCUACAGCAUUAAAAAAAAAGCAAACACUUGUUACAAAUAAAUAUGUAAAAAAAAGAGAAAAAAGUUCAGAAAAUACAUAUUAUGAUGAAGAAUCAUCUAAUAUGUUAUCGAGAAGGCCUUUCUUUUUAAAUGAUAUAUCAAAAUUUGAAAAAACAAAAGAUAUAUCUAUUAAAAAAAAUAAAACCAAUAAUUUAGAUAUAAAAGGUUCAAAUAAUAGAAAGAUAUUGAAUAUUGAAGAGGAUAAGAGUUCAUUUGAAUCUAAUUUGAAUGAGCAUAUGUCUUUUAAUAGGUCAAAUUCUCUUGAAAAUAAUCCAUUGGAAACAUUUCUUAUGGAAAAUCCCUCUGUUAUUUUUACUAAUGAGAAACCACGUAUUGUUUCAAAAGAGAAGACAAUGCAGUUUAGAAAUAAAAAAAGAAAAAGUACACUUUUAUCUAAAUUAAUUGUAGGUUCUUUACCACAAAGAUCUAAUGUUUUGAAUGAAUAUUCAAAUAAUUUUGAAUAUAUUACUGAUGAUUUGCCUUAUAUACAAGAAAAAGAAAAUGUUAAAUUCAAUAGUUUAAAGAAGUCUAAAGAUCAUAUUACAAAAGCUAGUCGAUUAAAAACAGAUUUUCAUAAAAAAACUUUAAAACCUAAAUAUAUUAUUAAAUCAAAAUUAAGUUUUACAAGGCCAUUAUCUGUAAAAAAUAGUAGAAAGAUAUUUCUCGAGAAAUUGGACAUGUUGCUGGGGCCUCCUGUGUUUCUUAUUAAUGAAAUUGAUUCAGACUUAUCUCCAAUUGAUUUUGAAUUUAUAACUUCUUAUAAAUAUGGUCUAGGUAUAGAGCCACGAAAUCCAUUGUUUAUUUCCGGCUGUAGCUGCUCAAAAGAUGGAUGUGAUCUUAAUAAUCCUGGCUCUUGUCAAUGCCUUGAAGAUUCUAAUAAUAAAAGUUUUUCCUAUGAUGAAUAUGGAAGGGUUCAUUGUAAUAGUAGUUCAAUAAUAUAUGAAUGUAAUGAAAAUUGCGACUGUGGAAUAAAUUGUCCAAACAGAGUUGUUCAGAGAGGACGUAAAAUUCCUUUAAAUAUUUUUAAAACUAAACAUAAAGGCUGGGGUUUGCAAUGCCCUAGGUUCAUUAAAGCAGGAACAUUUAUAGGCGUAUAUUUAGGGGAAUUGAUAUCUCAAUCUGAGGCAGAAAUUCGUGGUAAAAAAUAUGAUAAUGUUGGCGUAACAUAUUUAUUUGAUCUUGAUCUCUUUGAAGAUCAAGUUGAUGAGUAUUACACUAUUGAUGCACAAUAUUGUGGAGAUGUAACACGAUUCAUAAACCAUUCAUGUGAUCCAAAUCUUGCUAUUUACAGUGUUUUAAGGGAUAAAAGUGAUUCUAAAAUUUAUGAUUUAGCUUUUUUUGCUAUUAGAGAUAUUCCUGCUUUGGAAGAGCUUUGCUUUGAUUAUAGUGGAAGAAAUAAUGAUGAUCAAUUAGGUUUCAUUGGAAAUUGUUCCAAUUCUAAGUAUAUAAAUCUUAAAAAUAAAAAACCUUGUUAUUGCGGUUCUGCUAACUGUAGAGGAUGGUUAUUUGGAUAAUCUUUAAUAUCUCAAAAUCUAAAUUCUUUAAUUUUUAUAUUUAAAU
Pneumocystis carinii B80 is the source of this 1905-nucleotide messenger RNA. RefSeq lists its product as hypothetical. Gene Ontology annotation, cellular component: nucleus. The record is from RefSeq and is a predicted model, not a curated record. The transcript is spliced from 6 exons. NCBI's taxonomy places the organism in Eukaryota, Fungi, Ascomycota, Pneumocystomycetes, Pneumocystales, Pneumocystaceae. The coding region runs from base 81 to 1859 and encodes 592 amino acids. Gene Ontology annotation, molecular function: histone methyltransferase activity; zinc ion binding; protein binding.